UAGCUCUACAGCGCACAUGCGUUAGUCCUAGCUGCGCACGCACCCCUUCCUCCCCGUGCUUCAGGUUGCGCAUGCGCUUCCUCCCACCGCGCCUCGCCGUCGGGAUCUCUCCUCUCUGUCUUUUGAGGAAUUGCUGCAGCUGCGGAACAGGGUUGGAACCAAAGCAUAUCAAGAGAUGACUUGUGGGAAGAAGGCACCACACCAUACCAAAGUCAAGACAAAGCAACGGCAGAGCAAGCGGGGACCACUGGAGUUUUCUGCCAAGACCCCAGUUCCCUUUCUGCGACAGGUGGUCUCUGCUAAAAAAAAGGUGCACAGAGAUCCGCGCUUUGAUGACUUAUCUGGGGAGUACAGCCCAGAAGUGUUUGAGAAGACGUACAGCUUCUUGAACAGCAUCAAGGAGAGGGAGAAAGAGAUCGUUCAGAAGCAGCUGAAGAAAAGCCGAAACGCAGAGCAGCAAGAGAACCUGCAGCAGUUGCUAAAGAGAAUGACACAGCAGGAAGUUGCUCAGAAAGACCGGCAGAGACGGAGAGAGAAGGAGCUGGCCCUGAAAAAACAACAGAGGGAACAGGCCCAACAGGGGAGGAAGCCCUUCUACUUGAAGAAAUCUGAGAAACGGAAAUUGGAGUUGGCAGAGAAAUAUGCAGAGCUGAAGAGGAGUGGGAAGCUGGAGAGCUUCCUGAGCAAGAAGAGGAAGAGGAAUGCCAUUAAGGACAAGCGCAGGCUGCCCUUCCGUAAAGAUAUGUGACUGCUGGGGUGGGCUGGGCAUGCAUGCAGCAAUGUUGACUGGAUAUCAAGCACUGGGAUUUAGCUCUGGCUGCUGACUGGCCGUGCCCAACUGUCCCACAUCCUGCUCUUGGUUCUCUCUUCUCUGUAUCACUGCUCUCUGUUGCUGAAUGACAGUUGUCUUUCAGUAGUGGGGUUGGGGCUCUCUAUCCACCUAGACAGCCAGGGGUUGAGCAGAAUAAAGUUCUGGUCCAAGCUGCACACAGGGCUAGCUAGAAUAUUCCAUAAGGUUCAGACAUUGUCUAGAAUGCGGGGUCCAGAGUCAUGCAGGUUGGUCACAACUAGUUCUGUCCUUGUACAAAAUGCCUUUGCCCUAGUAUUCAUUCACUUGCUGUCAAGGCACAGCAGGCUUGUGCCCCUGCAUUAGAAUAUGAGCAAGAGCUUUUCUCUUGCUCAUAUUCUGGCAAGAGCCCUUGCUCUUGCACAGGUAGGAGGAGCAGUCUGAACCUCCUGGACUGGCUCAGGUUAGGCUUCAUGGAGUUUAGUCCUCUCUCUUUUCAGAACUGAUGUCAGCUAAGAGCAGAUGCAACUGGGACCCUUUCCAGACCCUACACCACCCUUUGCCAAUAUUGUGGUUCUGUAUUACCCUGCGUGUGUAGCCCAUCAGGCAGCUUUGGGUCCAUCUGAUGGCUUAUUUCUCAAAAAAUGUUGAGCGUAUUUUCAUGGGUUGCUAUGCAAAAAAGUUGUAAUAAAAGAUAAAUCUCUCAUCACUUCUGUGCUGGUAAUCCAACAGUUCAGUACAAAGUUUUAGCUUCUUGGGGAUUUAAUUUCUCCUUUCAUGACAAGCUCUCCUCUCCACAGGAAUUGCCUUUUCCCAUGGUAAUGAACAGGAUUGCUACAUUUGAGUAGCACUCUUCUAUGUUUGUUUCAGGCCUUUGGCACCUGUCACACUCCCCACUGCCACUAGAACGGGCAGGGAUUUGGUAUGUCCAUGUUGGGAGGGGGUUCUCCUUUAUGCCUGUGAGUCAGACAGGUCAGCAUUUUCCUGCAGGGAGGUCCUCUUAGCCUUAUAGUUGCCAGAAUUGUUCUGCUGAUGGUCUUAGUCCCUCUCUCCAUUACAAAGUCUUGCUGACUGCACUGUUAGCUACAGGAUGUUAAAAGAUCUCAUCCUGGAGCUGAUAGCUCUGCAAGCAAACCCCAUGGGGUGACUGCAGUCCUGGUGGCAGAAGCUGCUGUUGUUCAAGAUAGUUGGCAUAGUUCUGGCAGUAGAACUCUUGCCAGCAGAAAUGUACUUGCAGGAUGGGCUCAGCUGCUGCAGCACUACCAUCAUUGUUAAAGAGAAAACAGCCUCCUAGCAUAGACAUGGCCAUAGGGACCUUCUAAGGCAGGGGCAGACAAUUAUUUUGGGCGUAGGGCUGCUUACUGAGUUUUGGCAAGCCAUCAAGGGCCACAUGACAGGCAGUCAGGGCAGAUAAAUAUUAAUUUUCUAAAUGUUUUAGGGGCCCCACAGGCCAGAUAGAAUGUCCUGGUGGGCCACUUCCAGCCUGUGGGCCACAUUUUGCCCACCCCUGUUCUAAGGCCACAUUUAGACUAACACCAGUGUAGACAGCACUCCUCCUUUUAGCAGUCAAAGCCAAUAGAUGUGUUGAGGGCUUUUCAGGCAAAUGGGGAGGAAAGGUGUUGAUCAGGCUUGAUUCUACACUACCUGCACACCUCACAGCUGCUGCUUUCCUGUGGUCAGAGUUCAGUUUUUCAAUAGUUAUAAUGCAUGCUCGAAAUCUAACUUGAACCACCGACAUGAGGGGAGGAAGCACUGCAUCACAAAACCAAGGGUAACACCUCUUGGGGAGUGAAAGAGGUGAGCUCAGCUCUACCUGAUUUGCAGGCAAAGUCCCUCUUUUUCCACCGCCAGCUUGGCCUAAAUCCUGCAGCCAACCUCCUGCUGCAUUCUGCAGCCCUCACACACACAAGGCAGCUGAAAAAUGGAGUUUCUUAUUGUAUUAAUAUUAAUUGUGUGUGGUGGGGGGGCAGUCUCCCCUUUUAAAAGUGUCUUUACUAUAUACAUGUUUAAUAUGUGUAGCAUGCUAAAACUUUGUAACAAACAUUUUCAAUUAGAGAAGUUAUUGGCAGGGAAGCUCUAGGCUUAGCCAACUGUACAGGGGGUGUGGGAGUUUCUUGGCAUGUGACAGGGGUUAGAUGUUAGCAGCAGCAGUGACAUUGUUAAUGGUUGUCAGGAAAAGUAAGCAUCAGACUUCCAGACUCCUCUCUGAGAUGAAUGGAGGCAGUUAACACUUCCCAGCUCUUGUUGAAGAUUGUCUGUGGCUUCAAGUAUACAUGUAUACACAGCUACAUAUGUGUGUACCAUCCAGGCUUUGUUUCAAAGGCUAGCUAAGUGGAGACAGACCAAAGCUCAUAAGUGGAGAAUUGGAGAUUUUUAAGAAUGAAGAUGCUAUGUUUGGAAUCAGUUUCUACAAUGGUUCCCAAGGAAGCAACAAACCUCAUAAGAGCAGAAGGCUGUGACGCAGUUACAAGGAAGGGAGUUUCUAACUGCUGGGUGAGGAGUCCCUUUCUCAUCAUGGUGUGCUGAUAGGGCAUUUAGAGUUUUUGGCAGGAAAUCUCUAGGCUUAGCCAGCUGUAUAAGGGAUGGGCAUUUUUGGCAUAUGACAAGGCAGCAGUGUUAAGUAGUGAAUGGAUAAAACUUAGGUUUUGAGGUCCAAUGAAUGCUGCACCAUAAAGUCAGAAAGGUUCUUCCCGACAGGCUCAAUCUCUCCUAACCCAAAAGAGAAUGAGAGAAUGCAUGCAUGGGAUGGCUGAAAGGUAUGUAGUAUGUUUGCAGGCAAGGUUCUUUGGGUAGAUAUGAUAUCUUUUAUUAGACCAACUAAAUAGUUGGGAAAAAGUUCUUUGCAAGCUUUCGGGCACAAACACCCUUUGUCAGGCAUAGGGAGACUCUGCUGGGGUUGUGUGUUCUCCAAGGUAGAAAAAAGCUAAUUUACAAGUAUGUCUGUGAAAAUGCAAAUGAGUGGAAGUUAGGAAGACAAUGGGUAGAGAUGGGGGAAAAGUGAGGGAAAUGUAUGAAGGAAUGCAAGUGGUCAGCUGGAGGCAGGUUACCUGGGGUAUCAGAUGUCAGGCAGGUUGUAAUAUGUCAUAAAUCCAGUGUCUAUAUUAAAUCCAUGAUUUUUUGUAUCCAGU
Alligator sinensis (Chinese alligator) is the source of this 3915-nucleotide messenger RNA. RefSeq names its product ribosomal RNA processing 36 (gene RRP36). Gene Ontology annotation, biological process: maturation of SSU-rRNA from tricistronic rRNA transcript (SSU-rRNA, 5.8S rRNA, LSU-rRNA). The transcript is spliced from 7 exons. Gene Ontology annotation, cellular component: nucleolus; 90S preribosome. The record is from RefSeq and is a predicted model, not a curated record. NCBI's taxonomy places the organism in Eukaryota, Metazoa, Chordata, Crocodylia, Alligatoridae. The coding region runs from base 176 to 748 and encodes 190 amino acids.